UUGUUGUGAUGUAGGCACUCGAUCUGCAAGCUAUGAAUACGUCCAGCAAAUAUCGUCAGGUGUUGAAAACUGAGAAUCCAGAAACCGUGGAUGAUGGCAAUAACAACGUCAAGAAACCAAAGCGUUCGAUUUUCCAGCGUGCUUACCGUUACGUCCGUGAAAAACUACCUAAGAAGAAAGGUAGCAUAAAGAUUUCGAAUUAUCAUUCCCUUCCAGAAUUGCCAACUGCGGACGAGACACCACAAAGCUUCGAUGUAAAUGGCACUCAACCUUCGGUUGAACACGUUUCUGUUGAAAACGACUUGAUUGAUUUUGAUGACGCCCAGCCGCCAGCACUUCAUAUUCCUUUCCCUGGAAGUAGUAGAAGAAGAGCAUAUCAGACUAAAUCUUUUAAUGCAUUAAAUUUGGUUUCCGGAGUUGCUAGCGUACCAACAUCACUAACGAAUAUUUCGGAAAUUCUGUCACGCGAUUCAUCCGACACAGACGUCGAAACGGAUGCAGAGGAUCUGUUGCAAAGUACAACUUCCCUUGGAGUCUAUGGCACGAUGAAACCUUUCCCGCACGCAUUGACUUUGGUUUCCAAAGCAAAGUCCGUUCCGGAAUUGUCAACGAGGAUGCUGAUAAGUAAAGACUGCGAUGUGCACCACGUUAAAACUCUAAAUCCGCAAGCAAAUGCUUCUACGGACAGUAUGGCAGUUUGCGAUUCCGCUUACGUGUCAGCACUGGAUCUUGAUGAUGAAGCGAAUGAUGCUAACUCGCUUUCUUCUAGUGGCGAUAGUAGCGAAACGUGCAGCUCAUCAUCUUCUGAGGAACAGAAUCAAAAAUCAGACGAAGAGGAACAGAAUCAAAAAUCAGACGAAGAGACACAGGUAAAGCGCCUGAUUCGUGUUUUUGAAUACAAGAAGAAUUCGCUCUCCAGUACGACACCUUUGGUUCCGCCUAAGAAACCGACUAAAAUGGCCAAUAAACGGAAAAAAGAGAACGGCCACAUAAAUAAAAAAGUUGAAUCGUCGCUAAAGGCAAUAGGAAAUUUAACCAACGAUUUGGGAGUUAUCACUGAAAUCGUGGCUCGUCUUCUCAUCAACAAUAUCGAGGAAUUUGGACCUCAAUUUUCUCCUGCUGUCAAGAUCACCAGCCUUAACAAAGCUGUCAAACACGUGUUUAAAAGAGAGGGAAUCGAACGCCCAGACGUCAUGCCCGAAUGCAUCAAAAUCAGAGAUGCACUCAAUCCAAACGAUAACGACCCCGAAUGCGUUACGGGCAUUCAAAAGGAUAUCUUGCUGUGGUAUUUUGACAAUAUCAAGACUUACAAACACAAAAGCUCUGCAGAUCUUCAUCUCGAACAAUGUCCAUGGCUGGAUCCCGAUGGCAGAGUAUCGCUGCAGAAUGUACGACGUUCCAUCCGUUCGGUACACAAAGAUCUACAACCCACGUUGGCUUUCCUCGCUCAAACGAUCGACUGGAACGAUGUCGAAUCCUUCAGCUCACCUAGGCCAAAAGAGAACAAGAGAGGAAGAGCAUGCGGCCACGGAUGGUACUUCCUGAUUCAUCACUGCCUUGCUAGCCACUGCAAAAAAGUCAAAGCUUCAGAAGAUGAACAAAAAAUGUUGAUGUCAUUCCCCCCAUCGGGUGAAAUAGAGCUUGAUGCUGGAGGUAGAAUUCGAAUCGGAAUGGAAGCAAUUACGAUUGAAAUCGGAGAAAUCAAAACGUCCACGAAGGGAGUACAAAAAGGCCAUACACAGCUGAAACGUUCUUUACUAAUUUCCGCUUUCAUUUGCCGGUCCAUUCACGAGGAGAUAAAUGUUCCCUACAUUCUGAAGGGAUACAUUUUCGUGGCCGGGAAGAAAAAGAAAGAGAAUCAGGGUAUUUUUCACGAAGAAAGGGUAUACACACCACCUGGAACGCUUCAUUGCCAAGUGAUAAACCCUUCCAAUUACAAACCAGCACCGCCAACCGAACCUCAACCGGAUUCCUUCUGUUAAGACACGUGCUGACAUCUGUGCAUUACAAUAACGAGAAACAAAUCGUAUUAGAAAAUGCGAUAGCCAUUAAUUGCCUUACAUGCCCCUUGAAAUUAUGCACAUUUUAAUUUAUCGAACAAAUAAAAACAAAAAUCGGCAAACCAUUUCAUCAGACAUUUGAUUUUGAAUUGCGCAUAAUCUCCUGAAAACCAAGAUUUGGUAAUGUUUAAUCCAGUAACAUCAGUCGGUGCAUCUUAACAUCCAAUCCAACGGCAAGUAUUUAGGCGGUCCCGAUCCCGUCGUAACUUCUACAUAUCACAAACGAAGCGAGGAGAAGACUACAUUAAAUUUAUGAUCACCUCAACGUUUGUUUGUAUAUCGUAAAAUGAAAAACAGUUGGCCUACCGGCAAAGAAAGCUGAAUAAGCAGAUAAAAACCCAGAUUUCCCCCGAACGUGACUUAACCUAAGAGAACAAUGAGACAUGUUUUCCUUUUCUUUUCUCAAAAAUCCAUUAAAACUACCUUGAAGGUUUUAUACCUCCUUCAUCCUCCAAAAUGGCAAUCUCACUUGUGCGGUGAAAGCUGCUCGUCUAGAUGCAUAUGCAAAGCGCUCAACAGGCAAAAGCCCUUUAACAAACUGUUUCUCUCUUUUUUUGUGUUUGAAUUUUUACUUACAACCUUUCCUUUUCUAGUCUGGGGAACGGGCAUUCCCCCCACUGAACUUUCGCUCACGCCGAGUGUUAAAAACCGGCUGAAGUUUCCACACAGUCUCUCUGUAGAUCUGCUGCCGUUCGCUUGUUGGGUCAGUCUCAGCACUAACUCCGAAAGAAAUGGAUUCAAACUGCACAGGACGAAACGAGAACAUUCCAACAGGCAUCAAAAAGUGGUUAACAAAGACUUUCAUCGUUGUGGCUAUUUGGAAGUUAAAUAAACCACAAGAUAAAGUGGCCAACAAAUCGGGAACACCCUGCCUAUCUUCUACACUAUCACAUAGGUCAUUUACAGGUCUUUUCUGAUGACACAAUUGCUCAAAUGACAUCUACAAAUUAGGUCAAAUCAAAAUGUCUUGUUAUUACGUUCAUCUACUAGCAGCGAAGUAACGAACGAAAAUGCACAAUUAAUGCAGCCUUACUGUACAUUCAUAACUUAAAUGCAGUGCACAAUAAAAUGAAUGCUAUUGGAAUGACA
This is a messenger RNA of Daphnia magna, 3149 nucleotides long. RefSeq lists its product as uncharacterized. Bases 33 to 1982 code for a protein of 649 amino acids. The transcript is spliced from 13 exons. Lineage: Eukaryota; Metazoa; Arthropoda; Branchiopoda; Diplostraca; Daphniidae. The record is from RefSeq and is a predicted model, not a curated record.